Messenger RNA from Balearica regulorum gibbericeps (East African grey crowned-crane), 1759 nucleotides. Lineage: Eukaryota; Metazoa; Chordata; Aves; Gruiformes; Gruidae. The record is from RefSeq and is a predicted model, not a curated record.
GGGGCCGCAGCCCCCUGAGGUCGCUGGCGUCCAGCUGCAGGCAGCCGAGGUGGCCAACGUGCAGCUCCAAGCCCUGCCGCAACCCUUGGAGGUGACAAACGUCCAGCUCCAAGCGACGGAGGUGACCAGUGUCCAGCUCCAAGCCCUGCCGCAGCCCUUGGAUGUCACCAACGUCCAGCUCCAAGCUGCCGAGGUGACGAAUGUCCAGCUCCAAGCCCUGCCACAACCCUCCAAGGUGACCAACAUCCAGCUCCAAGCCAGUGAGGUGGCAAAUGUCCAGCUCCAAGCCCUGCCACAGCCCUUGGACGUCACCAACAUCCAGCUCCAAGCUGCUGAGGUGACGAAUGUCCAGCUGCAGGCCUUGCCACAGCCCCUGGAUGUCACCAACAUCCAGCUCCAAGCCAGUGAGGUGGCAAAUGUCCAGCUGCAAGCCCUGCCACAGCCCUCCAAGAUGACCAACAUCCAGCUCCAAGCCCUGCCACAACCCUCAGACGUCACCAGCAUCCAGCUGCAGGCCACGGAGGUGACAAAUGUCCAGCUGCAAGCCCUGCCACAGCCCUCUGAGAUCACCAACAUCCAGCUGCAAGCCACAGAGGUGCCCAGCAUCCAGCUCCAGGCCACAGAGGUGCCCGAUGUCCAGCUCCAGGCCAUGGAGGUGCCCAACAUCCAGCUGCAGACCACAGAGGUGCCCAGUGUCCAUCUCGAAACCACUGAGGUACCUGAUGUGCAUCUCGAAACCACUGAGGUGCCCAACAUCCAUCUCCAAGCCACAGAGGUGCCCAACAUCCAUCUCCAGACCACAAAGGUGACCAAUGUUAUACUGCAGGCCACCGAGGUGACCAAUGUCCAUCACCAAACCAUGGAGGUGCCCAGUGUCCAACUCCAGGCCGCAGAGGUGCCCAGUGUCCAUCUCCAGGACACAGAGGUGACCACUGUCCACCUGCAAGCCACUGAGGUGCCCAGCAUCCAUCCUCAAACCACAGAGGUGACAAAGGUCCAUCUCCAGGCCACAAAGGUGCCCAGUGUCCAUCUCCAGACCACUGAGGUGCCCAGUGUCCAUCUCCAAGUCACAGAGGUGCCCAGCAUCCAUCUCCAGACCACAGAGAUGACCAGUGUCCAUCUCCAAGACACCGAGGUGUCUGGUGUCCAUCACCAAAUGAUGGAGGUGCCCAACAUCCAUCUCAAGAUCACGGAGGUGCCCAACAUCCAGCUGAAGACAAUGGAGUUGACAAAUAUCCAUCUCCAGGCCACUGAGGUGCCCACCACCUGUCACCAAACCAGUGAGGUGCCCAGUGUCCAUCUCCAAGUCACGGAGGUGCCCAGCGUCCAACUCAAGCCCACAGAGGUACCUAACAUGCAUCUCAAGACAACGGAGGUGCCUAAUGCCCAACUCGAGACCACAGAGGACAUGCCCAGCACACAACUCAAGACCAUGGAGGUGCCCGACAUCCAACUCAAGACUGUGGAGGAGGUGCCCAACAUCCACCUCAAGCCCGCAGAGGUGCCUGAUGUCCAACUCAAGACCGUGGAGGUACCCAACAUCCAGCUCAAGUCUGUGGAGGUACCCAACAUCCAACUCAAGACGAUGGGGGUACCCAAUACCCAACUCAAGACCACAGAGGUGCCCAACAUCCAACUCAAGCCUACGGAGGUGACAGAUGUCCACCUCCAGGCCGCAGAGGUGUCCAACGUUCAGCUGCAGCCCCCUGAGGUGCUUGUGGCGGGUGAAAGCCUGUCGCCGUCCCCGCAGCUGGCGGUG